AUGCCUACGUCGGUCGGCAUUAUCACAACUAAUUUUCCGGAAGGAAAGCGCCGCAAUAUCGCCUUUGCGAGCUUUGGGGGGGGCAAUCCUGUCGGUUACGCAUUGGGGCUUCUGCUGGGGGGCAUCUUUGUGAAAACUGUGGGAUGGCGGUAUGCGUACUACUUUUCUCUUGCUUUGAACGCGGUGGUUUUCGUCAGUGCUUUCUUCAGCCUACCUGCCGACACCGCAGAUCGAGCAUCACUCGAUCGGCUGAAGUCCGCUGUUGACUGGGUAGGUUUGGCACUGAUUUCUGCUGUCCUUGCUAUUCUUUCCUAUGUCUUAGCGUCUAUCACAUCUGAAUCUUCUUUGUCGCCUAAGAAGCCUCUCAAUAUUGCGCUCUUGAUCCUUGCAAUCUUGUUGAUUCCUACUUUCGUGGCAUGGGUGGGACGUCAAGAGACUCGAGGCAGGCCUGCAAUUAUCCCGAAUUCGCUCUGGCGGCAAUCUGGAUUCACCAGUGUCUGUGUGGCUACCUUCCUUACAUGGGCAAUGUUCAACGCUCUAGCCUUUUUUGCAACGCUCUUGAUGCAAGAAAUUCAACAUAUAUCGCCUCUACAGACCUCCCUGCAAUUUCUGCCGCUGGUCGUCCUGAGCGUUUUCGCGAACUUUGUGGCAGGCUACCUGGUUGAUAAAGUGGCGGCAAAUAAGCUGGCGUUCGGCGCCACUGUACUCAGCGCUGGAGCACCGCUUAUCUUUGCUCUUCUCUCACCGGAGUGGCCAUUCUGGGCGGCAAUGUUUCCUGCAAUGUGCCUCAUCCCGCUGUCUUCAGACUUCUUGUUCAACAUUGCGAAUCUUGUAAUUACGGCUACUUUCUCUACGAAAGAUCAGGCGCUCGCAGGCGGUGUCUUCAAUACCGUGUCGCAACUAGGAAGCUCGAUAGGACUCGCCGUUACGGCUGCCAUAGCCGCCUCGGUGGAAUCGUCAGGGAGCCACGGUGACAUGAACAGUGCGGAGGCUGCUUUGAAAGGCUAUAGAACGGUGUUCUGGACGUGUCUAGGUGCUGCGCUCGCCAGCUGUGCCAUUUCGACCUUUGGUCUGAGGAAGAGUGGGAAGGUUGGAUUGAAGAGAGAGUGA
Molecule: messenger RNA, 1110 nt
Organism: Bacidia gigantensis
Lineage: Eukaryota; Fungi; Ascomycota; Lecanoromycetes; Lecanorales; Ramalinaceae
Exons: 2
Coding region: 1-1110 (369 amino acids)
Biological process (GO): transmembrane transport
Cellular component (GO): membrane
Molecular function (GO): transmembrane transporter activity
Source: RefSeq, a predicted model, not a curated record